Messenger RNA from Stylophora pistillata, 2907 nucleotides. RefSeq names its product peroxisomal carnitine O-octanoyltransferase. Gene Ontology annotation, cellular component: peroxisome. The record is from RefSeq and is a predicted model, not a curated record. Gene Ontology annotation, molecular function: carnitine O-octanoyltransferase activity. Lineage: Eukaryota; Metazoa; Cnidaria; Anthozoa; Scleractinia; Pocilloporidae.
GAUUGUAACAGGUUCGAUUUAACACUUGCCCAGCUUUGGUACGAAAAACAGCCAUUCAUGCACUGUUUAGGAUUACGAUUGGGAGCGAAUUCUCUGGAAAGAUGCUGUGUUCGUCUGGUGUGUAUGUCUAGCCGUGGUCUUUCAGCUUCAUCACGGCACAAAAACAUGGAAAAGACUUUUCAGCUUCAAAAUGAACUCCCAAGCUUACCACUUCCUCCAUUGGAACAGACUUGUAAAAAAUAUUUGGCAUCAGUAAAGCCUCACUUGACAUCAAAAGAGUAUCUUCAGACUCAGUUUUUGGUAAAUGAAUUUGCCAGUGGAGUGGGAAAAGAACUUCAAAACAAGCUACAGAUGAGAGCAAGCAGCAUGCAUAAUUGGGUAAAUAGAUCUUGUGAUAGUUAUGGCAGACACCUGCUGUAUGCCAAAAAAUGCACCGUUUGUAACUUUCAUUGUCUCAUUUCUUGUAUAUCAUUUCUCAACAAGCUUGAAGAAUGGUGGGAAGAUGUUGCAUACUUAUCACCUAGAAAUCCCUCUGCCCCAAUGAUUAACUUUGGAGGACCAAUUCCUAUGACGGACAUGUGGCCAGUCCAAACUGGAACCCAAAUCAUGAGAGCUGCUAUAAUUACCCAUGCAUUCCUUAAAGUCUGGCAAGAGCUAUACAGAGAGGAAAGGCCCAUUGAGAGGAUGGGUUCAACUCCCCUCUGUAUGGUUCAGUUUACUCGACUCUUUUCAUGUUGUAAAAUUCCUGGAAAAGAAAAGGACUCUUUAAGGACUAACUUUGUAACAGCCCCUCACAGUUCACCUCGACACAUUAUUGUGCAAGUCAGGGGACACAUUUUUAGUUGUAUGGUGCUGGAUGAAAAUAUGGAGCCUCUCUCACCAACAGAAAUUGAAAGACAACUUCAAGAGAUAGAAUCCAUAGCUUUUUCAGGAUCCCAAGGAAUGGGAAUCGGCAGUUUGACUGGAGAAAUGAGAGAUACCUGGCACGAGUUACGAGAACGAUUGAAAGCAUUAGACAACAAUAACCAAAGCAUUCUUGAUACCAUUGAAACAAGUUUGUUUGUUUUGGUACUUGAUGAAAAUAGCCCUGUCACUAAAACUGAGGUUUGCAGUCAAGCUAUUACUGGAGAUUGUAGAAACCGUUGGUUUGAUAAGUCUGUGAAUAUCAUUGUCUUCAAAUCUGGCAUGCUGGCUACUCACUGUGAUCACGCUCCAUUUGAUGGUAUUGUGGAAAUAAAUUCUUUUAUUUCGGCAAUAAAAUAUCUUGCAGAAAAAGGUGGAGAAUGGAAGGGAAAUCCAGAAGUGAAAAACUACUAUAAACCUCAAGAACUGGUGUUUAAGGUUGAUGAUGGUAUUGACCGAGCGGUUGAUCAGGCCAUUCAAAAAUAUCAGGAAGCAGCUGACAGUAUAAAUAUCAUCGUGCAUACAGCACGCGAGUAUGGAAAAGGUUUUAUUAAGCCUUACAAGAUUCACCCAGACACGUUUGUUCAAAUGGCAAUUCAACUGGCGUAUUACAGGCUGCAUCGAAAACCUGCGUCAACUUAUGAAACAGGUCAGACUCGUCAAUUUUACCACGGACGGACAGAAACAGUUCGUUCAUGUACCAUGGAAUCAGUGGCUUGGUGUAAAGCAAUGUUCGAUGGCAACGCCAAUAAGUCGACGAAAAUGCGACUGUUUCGUGAAGCUUUUACAACACACGAUUCACUUAUGAGGGAGGCCGUUAAUGGCCAAGGAAUUGAUCGUCACUUGCUGGGGCUUCGGUUGCUAGCAGCUUCCGAAGGAAUGCCAACACCGGCUAUCUUCACGGACAAAGCGUGGACGGCGAGCGGUGGUGGUGGCAACUUUGUCCUUUCGACAAGUUGUGCAGGAUUUUCUUCAGUAAUUGGUGGAUGCGCUGCAAUGGUGAAAGACGGUUAUGGAGCAUUCUAUAGCAUCGAGGAAAACCGAGUUAACUUUGUCAUCGCGACGUUUACAACCUCUGAUGUUACGGAUGCCAAAAAGUUCCAGCAUUCACUAGACGAGAGUUUCCGAGACAUGAAACAUCUUUUACUCACAUCUAAGCUGUGAGUGACGGAGUGAUCUUUAACCUUUUACCUCUAAUGAGACCAGACAGAAUUUCUCCUUACAAUAUCGAUACAUUAUCAAGCAGACAACUGAGGAGAAUAAAGGAAAACAUCAGUAAGGGGAUUACUAGUUAAUUCGAUACCAAAUUCUCUGAAGAAACUUCGUAAGAAUUGUAUGAAAGACAGUAAAAGAAGAAUUUCUAAUGAGAUCGUGGGAGUUGAAAUGGUUAGGAGAUGUCUCAGUAAAGUACUGGCGCGUGUUGAAAAUUAUCAGCGAAGUGCGAAAUGAUUAAAGAAGUGAAAAGUUCGACUAACACUCACAAGCACUAUCGACUCUUCCCUUACCAAUCAUAGUUAACUCCCAAGCGUCCAGAACUGAUUAAACUGUAACAUCUCCUUACAAUAUCAAUACAUUAAUCAGCGAAAAAGUAAUGAGAAUAGAUACGCUAGGGAAUGUUGUUUGUGGUAUACAACACCAAAUUCUCCUAACUGAUUUACAAAAGAACUCGGGAAGGUAGAAGGGAGAAUUGCUAAUCAGAUCUUGGGAGAUGGUGGGACGCGAAGAGGCAAUAAUCAACGACGAGUUUUUACGCAAUGGCGCGUUAGGUUUUUAAAACUUAUUUACAAGGGUGUAUUUGAAACGCUAAUUUAUUGGUUCAAACUAAGUUGAAAACGUGCUUUGAAUGUAUAUAUUUGCACUAAAAAUCGUAUCACGUUUGAAAAGGGUUCUUUUGAUAUGUUGUAAGUGUUAUGUCCAACUAGGAACAUUUCUGAAGAUAUUUUUAAUAUAUGAUUACCUUGUCAAGUUUCAGUGGUUAUAAAGGAAUGUUAUGAUUCGGUGUAA